GGUUGAGGCGAGCCCUUUGCCAACUUGCCUCCCAGGAGCGCUGUGAUGGGGCUGUAAACGCGGCCGAAACUUUUCCUGCAAGGCUUUUCUCCUCGUAUCCAUCGCUUGGGAAGCGGCUCUGCCUUCCAGGGAUGGGGAUCUCCUUGUUGGAGAGCUGCCCUGGCUUGCUGGGCUGGGGAGAGCAACGCUAAACGCCGGCUUUGGAUGCGGUUGCUUGCGCUUUCAGGCCAGCAGCAAUGAAGCAGUGCUUCUACAAUGAGACUGUGGGGUUCUUCUACAACAACAGCCGCAAAGAGCUGACCACGUACUGGAGGACCAAGGAUGUCCUGGUGGUUGCCCUCGGCCUGACGGUGAGCGUCAUCGUGCUCCUCACCAACCUGCUGGUCAUCACGGCCAUCAUCAUCAACCGCCGCUUCCACUACCCCAUCUACUACCUGCUGGGCAACUUGGCUGCUGCAGACCUCUUUGCUGGCAUCGCUUACAUGUUCCUCAUGUUCCACACGGGGCCCAGGACAGCUGAGCUCUCCCUGCAGACCUGGUUCAUCCGUCAGAGCCUGCUGGACACCAGUUUGACGGCCUCCGUGGUGAACCUGCUGGCCAUCGCUGUCGAGAGGCACCAGACUGUGUUCACCAUGCAGCUCCACAGCAAGAUGUCCAACCAGAGGGUGAUGAUCCUCAUCUUCUGUAUCUGGGUCACAGCGCUGCUCCUGGGGCUCAUCCCGUCCUAUGGCUGGCACUGCCUCUGUGCGUUGGAGAAGUGCUCCAGCAUGGCACCGCUCUACAGCAGGAGCUACCUGACCUUCUGGGCCAUCUCCAACCUGGUCAUCUUCCUGAUCAUGGUGGUGGUGUACACGCACAUCUUCAUCUACGUCAAAAGGAAGAUGACGCGGAUGUCCAAGCACACGAGCUUCCACCCGCGCUACAAGGAGACCAUGAUCAGCCUGGUCAAGACGGUCACCAUCAUCCUGAGUGCUUUCGUUAUCUGCUGGACUCCAGGCCAAGUUGUGCUCCUCCUGGAUGGCCUGGGCUGCAAGAGCUGCAAUGUCCUAGCAGUGGAGAAGUACGUCCUGUUGCUGGCUGAGAUCAACUCCUUGAUAAACGCUAUCGUCUACUCCUACAGGGACAGUGAGAUGCGCAGCACCUUCCGGAGGAUCCUCUGCUUUGCUUGCUACAGGAAUUCCAAGUACACCCCCACGGUGGUGAAGCUGAACACGGCAGACCGCAGGACACUGUCUCAGAACGGGCACUUCACCGUGGAUUCCUCCAUUUAGCUCUGGUUCAGCUCCAGGAUCCUGAGGAGGGAGCCAAGGGGAAGAGGGACCUGCUCUGAAGGGAGCAGCACCUUCCCUGCUGGGCUCCAUGCUUGGAGUGGAUAAGGGAGAAGAGAAGGAGGUUCUGGAUGGUGCCUUACAGAGGCUGAACACCCAGGGAGUAGUGUUCCCUAUUAGAGACUGCUGUUUCUAAUGUGCAUGAAUGGAGCAGCAUCUAGAGGUGUGCUAUGGGAAUGUCCCAGCAAGCAAAGUAUUUGGUACGUCAGUAUUACUGCCUCCAGAAAGAGUUGGUCCAGCACUAGCAUCCCCCAAAGAGCCAAAGCUCUUCAGCUUUAUGCAUUGCCUCCUAAACAGAGCUGCUUUAGAGCUUCCCCAGAGAGCCCUCUUUGGGUUGUGUUUCCACCUGCUUCCAAAAUUGCAUCCUGAAGGCCUCUUCAGAGAGGAAUUGGGUCAGGUUGCUUCCCAAGGAGCAGAUUCCUGCUUUCCCAAGUGUUCCGGGCUUUUGGAGGAUGGCUUAGGAGCACCUAAUGCUUUCCUUAAGCUGGAGAGGGGUGCUGUUUGUGUUCUGCUAAGUGAUCCCAUGUGCUAUUCCCAAGUUCCUUGCCUAUUCCGAAGCGCAGAGUGAGUCAUGCUCCCAUGAAACCAUCUUUCUACUGGCUGGAAGCCCUUUGGGGAGAGGUUUAGGUCAGAUUCCAAGGCAAGCAGGAGUUUGCCUUGGGUUUUAAUGCACAGUUUGUACCUUAAUCCUCCAGGGCUCAACAGUUCCAUGUGGUCAGAGGUAGCCUUUCCCUCAGCAAAGCCCUAUGAGGAGUUAGGAGGGUUGAUGUUGGUCCCGGGAGAGGCUGACAGGAGGCAGGGGUUGGAAUCCAGGUUAAAUUGGUCAUUCUGGGGGGGGGGGUUUAUUGGCUUUUAACAUUAAACUGCUCCCUGAGUGCUCCCCUCAGCUGGCAUUGAGAGAAGACAACUUUCCCAAAGGCAUUGAUGCUCAAAGGUGGGCAUGGACUUGUUCCUGCAGGACAGAGGGGGGAAGUGCCAGCAUUAACGUGGAUUGAUUAAAGCAGGCUUGGAAGCUGGGUUCCCAUCUCUGUGUCCCAGAGGCUUUUGGUUUUGUUUUGAAUAAAGGUGUUGUCCUGGGUUUUUA
Melopsittacus undulatus (budgerigar) is the source of this 2412-nucleotide messenger RNA. RefSeq names its product lysophosphatidic acid receptor 2 (gene LPAR2). Gene Ontology annotation, biological process: adenylate cyclase-activating G protein-coupled receptor signaling pathway; regulation of metabolic process. The coding region runs from base 237 to 1271 and encodes 344 amino acids. Gene Ontology annotation, cellular component: cytoplasm; plasma membrane. Gene Ontology annotation, molecular function: lysophosphatidic acid receptor activity. NCBI's taxonomy places the organism in Eukaryota, Metazoa, Chordata, Aves, Psittaciformes, Psittaculidae. The transcript is spliced from 3 exons. The record is from RefSeq and is a predicted model, not a curated record.